AUGACAGCAAGAGACAGUCUGUCCGUACCAACGUACUUCACCAGAGGCAGCAAGUUCUACUUAGUUGAUAUUCGCACGAGGUCUUCGAAAGCAGCUCAUUGCCCAAAAGCGGUCACACUUCGAGUUGAUCCCAAUGGACAUAUUUUAUACUGGACUCCACGGGUAGGCGAGACAUCCAACUACAUCUUCAUCCAAGACAUCGUAGAUGUUCGCGUUGGAAGACAAGCUGCUUAUGUUUAUGAAUCAAUGAAGAGAAAUGACAGCAGCACAAUGACCGUAGUCACCAACGUGGACUUCAUUCACCCUGUCUUUACCACCUUUGUCUACUCGAAAGACGAUCCGAAAAGGGUUAAGAGUUGGGCAGAAUUCCUUUUUCCACUCUCGGUAACCGUCCGAAGGCGGCAUUUCGGUGUGCUCUACCACAUUCGGAAAUCGCUUUCACCGUUCUUGUAUGCCUCCGACACAAAAGAGUUUUCGUUGGAACAGUAA
Messenger RNA from Ostertagia ostertagi, 489 nucleotides. Lineage: Eukaryota; Metazoa; Nematoda; Chromadorea; Rhabditida; Trichostrongylidae. The record is from the annotation of a GenBank genome assembly.